Phacochoerus africanus (Common warthog) is the source of this 2400-nucleotide messenger RNA. RefSeq lists its product as uncharacterized. Lineage: Eukaryota; Metazoa; Chordata; Mammalia; Artiodactyla; Suidae. The coding region runs from base 366 to 1049 and encodes 227 amino acids. The record is from RefSeq and is a predicted model, not a curated record. The transcript is spliced from 9 exons.
GUCACGAAGGGGGAGAGUGACCGAGGGCCACUACGGCCACCACAGCUCCUCCAGCCUGCUGGUGCCCCACUGCAUUCGGCUGCCACUCAUUCUGCGCCACCAGGUCAGGAAUCCUAGUUCAAGCAAAACCUCCUGACUGGGCAAGGGCAGGGCUCGGCCCCCUGAAAGCUGCCAGGACCUGGGAUUUGGGCAGAAGUGGGCCAGAGCUUCAGCAGAGCAGGAGGGUAAUGGAAGUUAAUGCUUUAAAGAGCUGCCUUCCACCAGCCGCAUGAGCACAGAGGCUCCGCUCAGCGUCUUUUCUCUUUCCAGCGUCUUCUGGACGAGGAGCCAGGCUCUCCGCCCUUGAUUGGAGAAAAGAGGCCCUGAUGUCAUCCCCAGCAUCAGCCGUCUGUCUGCCACCAGCACGGGAGGCGUCUCAGCAGCCCCCUCCCAGGGGCCUUCUUUCUCGGCUUACGGAAUGGAGGGAAAAGCGUGAACAUCGAGAAACAGCAGGCAAGCGACCCCCAGGCCUAGCGAAGAGCACGAUGACCCAUACAUCAGUCGCGAGGGGUUCUCGAAGUAAAAUCUAUCUCAGUCGCUUACAUCAGAUGUGCUCCAGUGCCGCUGCUAACAUGGAGUUCUCCAGGAGACUGUUGGAGAGAAGCGGCCAGUUUGCAGACGCGGACUCGGAGAGCAGAACCCGAGGGCUGCUGGACCACGUGUUCCCCAGUGGACACAGGCAGCGUGGAGAGCAGCCCCAGGAGAGGAUGGGGCGCCCCCGGCCGGCGGGUCUGGGGCCUCGGCCAGGAGUCCAGCCUCCCCUCAGCUUCCUGAGAUGCGACAGCCUGGCCAGUGGGACAAAAGAUUCCAAUCAAAGGACAAGAGGACACCACACAGCCCUAGGCGGCAUGAUUAAUUUACCAGAACACACGAGGGGUGAACCUGCCUCUCCAGAGAUGACCACAGCCCCAGGGACCACAGCACCCCUGACCCUGGAGCAAGCCAUUCAGAUGCACCGUGUUGUGGAGGCUAAGACGGCAAGUCGAUAUUGGACUAACUACGUGGAUUAAGAAUGAGACUAUAGUAUCCUAUUUAGAUGAAAAGAAUGAAGAAAUGUUGAAACUCCCAAAGAAAUAAUUAAAUGGCAGAUUUCUGCUUCUUUAAUUCAAAAUUAUGAAAACAAUGAUGACCCCAGCAAGUAUAUAAUAAUAUAUUUAUUAGAAAUGUGACAUUUUCAUGCAGAAACCCAGAACCAUGAAUGAGAACCAGUAGAAAUAAGAGUCAGCAGAAUUAUGUUCACAAAAAAUCAAGAUAAUGGAAGUUAGCAGAUGUAGAAAUACAAUAAUAUGAUUAAUAUGGUCAAAUAAACUUUACAAAGAAAUUUUAAAUUACUAAUAAAGAGUAGACUAUGAAAAUGGAUGAAACGUUUGAAAGAACUGCAAUUUUUAGAGUGGAAAACAUAGUAAGUAAAAGUAUUUAACAAGUGGGUUAAAGAGUAGAUUAGGCAUACGUGAAGAUAGAAUUAGUGAACUAUGUAGAUCAAGGGGAAUUAUACAGAAUAUAGCACAGAGAAACAGAGUGAUGGAAUACAUAACAAAGAAAUAAAGAGAUAUAGAGGGUAGAGUAAGAAAGUGCAACAUACAUUUAAACACAGUUCCAGGAAGAGUAAUCAAGAGAAUGAAGAAGCAGUAUUAGAAGAAAAAAUUCUAAAAUGCCAGAACUGAUGAAAGACACCAAUCCUCAGAUUAAGGGAUCUCAAAAAACCACAAGAGCAAUAGAAUAAAAAAACAAAACAAAACAAAAACCAAAAAACUAAACACCAAAUGUAAGGUGAAGUCCUUUAAAGAAGCCAGAGAGAAAAGACAAGUCACCUACAAAAGAAAAGCAAUUUGAAACCCAGACGACAUUUCUAUAGAAACAGUCAACAAAUCCUAGGAAAGCUAUUUUAGUAAAAAGAAAUAGAAAAAGCAAAUAGUCCUACAAUUAUUAAAUGAAUUGAAUCCAUAAUUUAAAAACCUUCCCACAAAGAAAAUAAGAAAAACUCUAGGCCCAUAUGGUUUCACUGGUGAAUUUCAAACAAAUAGUUAGGGAAAAAGUAAUGUCAUCUUUUCUAAGUAAAUUCUUCCAGAAAUAGAAAAAGAGGGCAUAUCUCCUCUUUCUUUUUGUAAUGCCUGCGUAAUCUAAAAGGAAAAAACAGUCUGAUCUCACUCAGGAAUGUAGUUGCAAAAUUUUAAAACAAAAUAUUAACAAACUGAACUCUAAUAUUUUGUUCAUUUCACUAAUUUCUGCUCAUAAUGAAAAUAUAGCAAUUCCAAAUAAAAAGGAAAAAUUUAAAUCUGGCAAUGUGUUUUUAAAAAUAUUUGUAAGUAAACAAUGUACUGGGAUUCCCUUCGUGUCUCAGCAGUUAACGUACCCGACUAG